CCCGCGCUCCGAGGGGCAGCAUGGGCGGCCGGCCCGGCGGCGGCGCCUUGGUGCUGGUGCUGGUGCUGCUGUGCGCCGGCGGGGCGCGGGGCAAACCCACCUUCAGGAAGGACCGGGUCGUGCACCCCGAGCCCGAGCUGGGCGAGCGGCCGCACGAGGACAACCAGAGCUUCCAGUACGACCACGAGGCCUUCCUGGGCAAGGAGGAAGCCAAGACGUUUGACCAGCUCACGCCGGAGGAGAGCAAGGAGAAGCUGGGGAAAAUUGUUGAUAGAAUAGAUGAUGACAAAGAUGGUUAUGUCACACCAGAGGAGUUGAAAAACUGGAUUAAACGAGUGCAGAAACGCUACAUCUAUGAAAAUGUAGCGAAAGUCUGGAAAGAUUACGACCUGAACAAAGAUAAUAAAAUUUCCUGGGAAGAAUACAAACAAGCUACAUAUGGUUAUUAUCUAGAAAAUCCAGAAGAAUUUCAAGAUGCGACUGAUCAACACAAUUUUAAAAAAAUGCUUCCCAGGGAUGAGAGGCGAUUCAAAACUGCAGACCUGGAUGGAGACUCAGCUGCCACACGUGAGGAGUUCACAGCUUUCCUUCACCCAGAGGAGUUUGAGCAUAUGAAAGACAUAGUUGUCUUGGAAACGCUGCAAGAUAUUGACAAAAAUGAGGAUGGAUUUGUGGAUCAAGAUGAGUACAUCGCUGAUAUGUUUGCAAAUGAGGAGGGUGGACCAGAACCUGACUGGGUAGUUACUGAACGUGAGCAGUUUUCAGAUUUCCGGGAUCUAAACAAGGAUGGAAAAAUGGACAAAGAAGAGAUUCGGCACUGGAUUCUCCCACAAGACUAUGAUCAUGCACAAGCUGAAGCCAGGCACUUAGUCUAUGAAUCAGAUGUAGACAAGGAUCAAAAGUUAACCAAAGAGGAGAUUCUAGACAACUGGAACAUGUUUGUUGGAAGCCAAGCUACCAAUUAUGGGGAAGACCUCACAAAAAACCACGACGAACUAUGAUAUUAUUUACAAUUUAGUAUGCCACAGACUGUUGUUCAGUUUCUUUCCACAUCAGGGAAGUUACUAAAGGUUCUUUGGCUGAAUAAUUUGCACCAAUACGUUUUAAAGAAAGCAGUUUAUUACCUCAGAACUUGGGUAAAAAUAGCCUUUUGCUCUUUAUGCACCAUUAAAUGCAAUAGUUAGUCACUAUAAUUUUAUUUGGAAGGUCAGAAACCCACCCUCCACCCCCCUCCCCUUUUCUGAAUAGACUGCAGUAAAAUUUGGGGAAUGUACAUCUAAGACUCAGCUCUUAGGAUCCUUAGAAGUAUUAUUUUUUUACAUUUUCUUUUAAUAGCUCAGGUUUUUACUGUAGGGAAAUACAGCUAGGAUCAGAAAGAAACUUAUUGAAGUGUUUAAACAGAUUCCAAGUUAUUUUGUCUUUUUUUAUUAAUAGUACAUAAACAUUUAGAACUAUGCUCUCCCCUUCCCUUGUAAAGGGGAGAUCUUACCUGACAAGAUCCAUUACAUUUUUUUCCAGAUGCUACAUCCUUCCCUCCUGGUAGGGGCAGAGUUACCAAAUGACUAAGAUCUUGUGAUGUACAGACAUAUUCACUAGCCCACUGGAUCUGAGCCACACAAGUGUAACACAGAUAAUCACUACACCCUUUACUCCCCUUAACCAAGCAUUAGCAGUACAUCUGCCAUGUUGGAUGACAUGCAGUGGUUGAGUCUCUUGAUGAAGGCUACCGAUCCCAUGAUAAUAGUUACUGCUACUGAGAACAGAGGUUGUCCUGUUGCUUGUGAUCUAUUGGUUAUGCUAUUUCCUGGGAUGAAUUAUGCUAUAUAGAGCAUAUUUAUUCCAUGCUUCCUUGCACUUUAUCCAAAUCUCACACUAUUUUGACUAUGUAGGACUUUGCUGACUUGUUCACAUAGUAUGAAUACUGGCAGUUCUGUGAUGCAAAAGGAACAGGACACAUUUCCCCCCAACCCUAGAUUCAGAAUUAAGGGCCUGUGCAUGUUCUGAGUUCUCUUCCACAUAGGAAGAGGAAGUAUAUGGCUAAGAGUUUUGGCUUUGUGUAUACAUAUAGAUAUAGGUUAUCAAACCAUACUAUAUGUAAUAGUUUUUUUCUCUAAAAGGAAAAAAAAACACUUCCAUCCGGCUACAUUUUCUUACUGUAUAAUAUGAGUUUUUACUGAUCUAUUUUUACUUAAACAACUUAUGCAAUUUUUUUCCUGUACUGACUUGACUAUGAUCAUAAUAAAAUAAUGACUUUCUUUUUGAUACUA
Messenger RNA from Gavialis gangeticus (Gharial), 2267 nucleotides. RefSeq names its product reticulocalbin 1 (gene RCN1). The transcript is spliced from 6 exons. The record is from RefSeq and is a predicted model, not a curated record. Gene Ontology annotation, cellular component: endoplasmic reticulum. Lineage: Eukaryota; Metazoa; Chordata; Crocodylia; Gavialidae. Gene Ontology annotation, molecular function: calcium ion binding. Bases 21 to 1001 code for a protein of 326 amino acids.